GCAUGGUCGACCAAGCGAGAAUGCAGGCCAAACGAGCGCCUCAUUGAGAACGUGUGUCACCGUUCAGAUCAUGUUGGACUUACCCUCUCACAUACUGAGGAAAUAGACGUAAGUUGUCGAUUGCAAUCAUGACUGACAGAUUGUUUAUUGCAUCAACUCGCGUGGCAUUUUCAUCCGCCUAAUCAUACACUUCGGGGCUGACGUCACCUAGCGGACAGAAUGGCCGACCAGUCUUCCGGAUUCUCCGACCAACUGGUCUCUGGCGACAGCGUUGGUGAGAGCGGUAUUUAUCAGCCAAACAUCAACGGAGGCAUGCUGAGACUCGGUGGAUACGAGAACCAGGCUUUUGAAGAAACCUCAACAGACCCCGAGCCAGGAGUUCUAAAUGGACAUGCGCCAAAUGCUGAAAAUGGUACUGCGCCAAAUGCCGGAAAUGGUACUACUUCUGCCAUACGCCUUCCACCACCGCCGUCAAAAAAGGACAUUUUAGCACAGAAAAAUACCUCUGCACAAACACCUGCAGAGUCCACCCCGACCGCAGACCAAACCGAUGUAUCGUCAUCCGGGUAUUCUUUACCGGUUGUUUACGACAACAGAAGUGGGAACAAUGUCGUAAUACAAGAACGGGUUGUGGUACCUCAGUCAGACGGAACAAGUGAAAUACAGACUCGUGCAAUACCAGAAAGAUGGCGAGAAUUGGAUCGGCCGCUGCGUCAAAAACAGUUGAAAUUCUUGAAGGUCUUCGGCACUAUAGCAAUCAUAUUCUUCUUUCCGACCGGCAUUCCUGCAUGUUACUAUGCUUUCAAGGCAAAGACUGAGUUUGACGAGGGAAUCAUGAGAGGCAACAUUGACACGGCGGCCAAAUACGCCAAAAGGGCCGAACGGUUGAUCAUUUUGUCGGGGAUCCUCGCCCUGAUCUUCGGAAUAUUGAUCUUUGCAAUGAUUGAACGUUCCAUGAACCCAGAGAGGUACGCAAGCUGGCACCCUGGGGGUAUUGUUGGGCAGUGAAGUAGGGUUACUGGAGUAAUGCAUGUACUGCACAGUAAUACGCAGCCACGUAUAAACCAUAAACUUGCUGUGCAUGUGGGGUAUCUUCCCAUAAGACAGACCUCCCAAAAGACAGACCGCGUAAAACAACACAUUUUAUGGU
Molecule: messenger RNA, 1150 nt
Organism: Haliotis rubra (blacklip abalone)
Lineage: Eukaryota; Metazoa; Mollusca; Gastropoda; Lepetellida; Haliotidae
Exons: 2
Coding region: 220-1008 (262 amino acids)
Cellular component (GO): membrane
Source: RefSeq, a predicted model, not a curated record